Molecule: messenger RNA, 348 nt
Organism: Entamoeba invadens IP1
Lineage: Eukaryota; Evosea; Mastigamoebida; Endamoebidae
Product: protein dodo, putative
Exons: 3
Coding region: 1-348 (115 amino acids)
Cellular component (GO): nucleus; cytosol
Molecular function (GO): peptidyl-prolyl cis-trans isomerase activity
Source: RefSeq, a predicted model, not a curated record
AUGACAGAUCUUUGCUGCGCACAUAUCCUCGUCAAACACACCGGAUCGCGUAAUCCACACUCUUGGAGAGAAAAGAAUAUCACACGAACAAAAGAUGAGGCAAUGAAAAAACUGAAAAUCUUGAGAGAGCAAAUAACUAGUGGCCAAAAAGAUUUCAGAAAGACUGCAAUGAUCGAGUCCGACUGUGGGAGCAGCACAAAUGGCGGCCUUCUCAAUGGAAAGACAGACCAAUUCCAGAAACCGUUUUCUGACGCUUAUCUUAAACUUCAGAUUGGAGAGGUUAGUGACAUCGUUGAGACUGAUUCUGGCGUUCACAUUAUUCUGAGACUUCCUCUUGGGACACUUUAA